Molecule: messenger RNA, 2119 nt
Organism: Carassius carassius (crucian carp)
Lineage: Eukaryota; Metazoa; Chordata; Actinopteri; Cypriniformes; Cyprinidae
Product: insulinoma-associated protein 1a-like
Exons: 1
Coding region: 166-1338 (390 amino acids)
Biological process (GO): regulation of cell cycle process; negative regulation of transcription by RNA polymerase II; neuron differentiation
Cellular component (GO): nucleus; transcription repressor complex
Molecular function (GO): DNA-binding transcription repressor activity, RNA polymerase II-specific; RNA polymerase II cis-regulatory region sequence-specific DNA binding
Source: RefSeq, a predicted model, not a curated record
CAUCUGAUUGGACGCGACAGCGAGGGGCGAGAACCAUGUCAUCAUUCCUCCUUAAAAAGACUGCUGCUAUGCCUCAGUGAUGGAAAGAUCACCGCACGCGUCCAAAUAUAGUACCAGGUGUGCCUCUGAUUCCAACCCGUCUGAAGUGCCUUUCAGCUGGCGAAGAUGCCGAGGGGAUUUUUAGUCAAGAGAAAUAAGAAAGCGACACCUGUUUCGUACCGCGUCCGCUCGGAGGAUGAGCAGGACGCGUUUCCAGGCGCGCAGCAGGACGCGGCAAGCGCGCACCGCCCGGCGCAGCCGGUGCAGUUUGGGAACCCAGAGAUCGUCUACCGACCCAUGUACAGCCCGACCCGACCCGUGAGCAGGGAGCACGAGAGGGCGUGUUUGGAAAGGCGCUUCAAUCUCGGCUCGCCCAUUUCGGCGGAGUCCUUCCCGGCGGCACCCAGUGGCUCUGAUCAUGCGCCGUUCGCUCCCGUGGAUCUUAAAAUCGGCACCAGCAACAGCACGCGAACCGGCACAACAGUAACCACCAAACGGCCCGCGUCAGACGCGGAGCGCAAAGGCAAACCAGUAUCCAAGAGAGCCAAAGCCAUGCGGAAAUUGCAGUUCGAGGACGAAGUCACCACUUCCCCGGUGCUGGGACUGAAGAUCAAAGAAGGUCCUGUGGAGCAAAAACCCAGAUCUCAGUGCGCAGGCGGCGACAAGCCGCUCGGAGAGUUCGUGUGUCAGCUGUGCAGAGAAGCCUACGCCGAUCCCUUCUCUCUAGCCCAACACAAAUGCUCAAGAAUCGUCCGGAUCGAGUACAGAUGCCCAGAGUGCGACAAGCUCUUCAGCUGCCCGGCGAACCUGGCCUCGCACCGGCGGUGGCACAAACCCAAAACAGUGCCACAAAACCCGGAGAGCACUAAAACCCCCGCGACCGGGAAAGACGAGACCUCCAGCGACAGAGACACUCCGAGUCCUGGACUCUCCGAAUCCGGGUCCGAAGAUGGGCUUUACGACUGCCAUCACUGCGGGAAGAGGUUCAAGCGUCAGGCAUACCUGAAGAAGCACGUGAUGGCGCACCACGACGCGUGCGACAAAUCCCAAAGCCAGGCGCCGCUCAACCUGAGCGCGUCUGAGUGCCACCUGUGCCCGGUGUGCGGAGAAAACUUCCCCAGCAGAGUGAGCCAGGAGCGGCACAUCCGUCUGCUGCACUCGGCGCAGAUCUACCCCUGCAAAUACUGCCCAGCCAUGUUCUACAGCUCGCCGGGACUCACGAGACACAUCAACAAAUGCCACCCGUCGGAAAACAGGCAGGUGAUCCUGCUUCAGAUGCCUGUGCGUCCAGCCUGCUGAAGCAAAGCUGUGCCUUAAACCAGUGCUUCCCUACCCACCUCUCGGAUCUCGCGGAAUCGGGUCGGGAAGCGACCUGGAUGAGCACCAGAUUGGACUCUUUUCAAAUCUAAGCUAGUUGAUCUACAACAGGUUAGACUGUUCGCUUAUUUUUCUAGGAUCUCCGCACAAGUGCUUUUAGCUUUUAGACCUAAGAAAUCCUAGAACCUGCCUUGAAUUCACAGGCUGUACAUACGUUUCCAUCGUCUCUAGCUUUAAUAGAGCUUGUGAAUCUGUGGACUUUAACUGUAGCUUUCCAAACAACCUACUGACAAGGGUUUCUCCUUUUUCCUCUUUAGUGUAGCCAGAAAUGCCUUGAAUUAGAUCUUGACAUGCUGUAAAACUGCCUUAAUCAUGUAAAUGUUGGAGUGAUUGCGGUUGCUGAUAAUAAUUUGUAUAUUGUUGUUAUUAUUAUUCUUGUGUGUGAAUAUGUUUGGGAUUAUUUAUCUUUAUUAUUAUUAUUUAUUUAUUUCAAAUGUUUUAUUUAAAUUAUUUGUUUGCCUAAUUCAUUUGUGAUUGAUUUGAAUUUUGUCUGGACAGCCAGAUGUUUCAAUUAUUGAUCCAAUGAUCAAUCUUUGCCAAUUCUGAAAGUCUGAAAUUCACUUUGCAUUAGAUACAAUCGUUUAAUUUAUUUUUAUUUUCUACAUGUUCAGCGCUUGUGUGUUUCUGCAGUCCUGCUAUUUGUCCAAAAAUACUUAGAAUGAUAACAAUAAUAAACAGUCCAAAAAGUCCAAUUAGGAUCCAC